AUGUCGGAGGGCCAAAUAUUAGGGGAUUCAAAUGGACCAGAGAUAUCCCAGACCGCGGGCCCCCAAACAGACCCAGAAGGAAGCGGAAGCGACGGACAGCAACGGAGACAAACACGGAGGAAGAGUCUAUGGAGGGUAUCACGACGCCGAAACCAAAAGCAGGAAGAGGAAAAACAAACAAACGCGGAUGACUUGCUGGAUCACGCUUGUAUAUACCUUCUAUGGCUCAAGUCAGGGGCCCUCACUAGCCCGGAUAACUGUGAGGGUAUGCCAUACAAGGACCAGCGCCGCCCGCUGACUCCAUAUUCUUCCCACAACCCUGUGCCUGAUACAGUGAUAGGUACAAUAUCUCGAAAAUCCGGCACCAACAUAGCAGCUAAUAAUAAAUACUCGGUUGGAUCCUCAAUCAUAUCAUCCGACCAUGACACCAAAAACAGAAAUCUCUAUGGAUAUGGCAAACCGCGAGAAGCUAGGAUAGCAACUAAUAAAUUCUCGCCUCCUCUCGACCUGAGCCGCCACUUCUCCGUUGCUUCUAACAUCCUUGUGGGAAGUGAUGUGAAGAAGUUUUACAAGUACUUUGCCAUUCACAAGUUAGUUGGAGAUAAUACCAAACAAAGGGCCUUCCCCAUGCCUCCUAUUUCCCAUAUGUUGCCCUCGAGGCCACAGUCGCUUCGAUGUCGACCGGGAUGGGGGGAAUUCCUCACAAACCCCUACCUUGUCAGCCAGGCUUACCAUCCGAAGGAAAGCACCAGCACCACCCCGGAAAAGAGAAUCGAUAUAACCACCGCCCUCCAAUACGGCAUUGUGGCAGGCUACCCACCCCUCCUCUCCUUCAUCCGCCAAUUUAAGAGCGAUUGGAUUAGAGAGAGCGACUGUAUGUUGUGCGAGGAAUUUGUGUAUAUGAAUGCCAUACAGACAGUGACGCCGAGGGGUGUUAACGUCGUAACUGUUGCUAUGGAUUCGGAUGGAAUGAUGGUGCGGGAUCAGGAUGAAGGGAAGGAGGCUUGCGGAUAUUCUCAAGAAUUGGGAUUUAAGUCAGGGAAAGAGACCGCAUUUGAUGUAUACGGUGACGUGAGUUUUUCCAGCCAGCGAACGGGCGUAUUCACCAAAGAACCCAACCGGCGCCGUCCUCCCCGUCCCAUGACGACAAGAGAUCUACGCCAUCUGCGAAAAAUACGGCGUCAUCGUCGUCAUCGAAGACGACCCACACUGACUCUCCAAUAUCCCUCCGCGGCAGAUGCAUUAGAAGAUCACUUCCGCAGCGUCACAAAUGACACGACAAAUAUUAACGGACACAACUACAUCGCCCAUGGUACUUCAUACGGCUACCUCUUCCUAGACUCCCUCGUCCCUACCUACCUCUCCAGAGGUACAGACGGCCACGUAGUCCGACUGAACAUCUUCCCCAAAUCCAUCGCCCCGGGCUGCCGCCUGGCCUGGCUCACGGCGCAACCCGAGCUUAUGGAGUGCAUUGGCUUGAUAGCGGAGAUGAGCACCUAG
Paracoccidioides brasiliensis Pb18 is the source of this 1500-nucleotide messenger RNA. RefSeq lists its product as uncharacterized. Gene Ontology annotation, molecular function: transaminase activity. The coding region runs from base 1 to 1500 and encodes 499 amino acids. The transcript has 7 exons. The record is from RefSeq and is a predicted model, not a curated record.